This is a messenger RNA of Salvelinus fontinalis (brook trout), 3074 nucleotides long. It is a transcript of the gene sec22c, whose product is annotated as SEC22 homolog C, vesicle trafficking protein. Bases 229 to 1140 code for a protein of 303 amino acids. Gene Ontology annotation, biological process: endoplasmic reticulum to Golgi vesicle-mediated transport. The record is from RefSeq and is a predicted model, not a curated record. Lineage: Eukaryota; Metazoa; Chordata; Actinopteri; Salmoniformes; Salmonidae. The transcript is spliced from 6 exons.
AAGAGAUUUGUUUUCAUUUUCUCCCAUAAUGCUUAGCAAAAUAUUAAGGAAGCUAGUGGGUCUUUCAAAGUAUUGGACAACAGUCUACCUUAAAUUACAUGUACAGUAAUUGUCAAAACAUAACUAAAGUGUCUACUUUCAUUCACAUGUUGUAUCACAACCAUUUGAGAUAAACAAAAUGUACCGAAGAAUGUUAAGGCUAUGUGAACCCAGUGGCCUGUGUGGACCAUGUCUCUGAUCCUGUUUGCCCUGGUGGUGCGGGUCAGGGAUGGUCUGCCUCUCUCAGCCUCCACUGACUUCCAACACAACCCAGAGCUGCAGGAGAGGAAGCAGCAGCUACGGACCAUCUCCAAGGCCCUUAGCCUGUUCCCCGACAGAGGGGCGGUCAAGGGCCAUGACCUCAACAUAUAUUUCCUGUCCAGUGAGGGCGUAUCCUACAUGAGCGUAUGUGACGCCAGCUUCCCUGCAGCCAUGGCCUUCUGUUUUCUAGAGGACCUGCGCUGGGAGUUCACAGCUCAUAUGGACAACGCCAAGGUUGCCCUGGCAGCCAGGCCGUACCCCUUUCUGGAGUUCGACAACAGCAUAGCCUGGCUACAGCUGCAGUAUAACCAGAGGGGUGGUCCAGCGCUGGAGGUCACUCUGACCGAGGUACAGGAGGAUCUGAAAACACGCCCUUUGCAGAUCCUCACCCUGGAGGAGGUGGAGCUUACCAACGGGUCAGCCAAUGGCCACGCGGAACAUCUUUCUGAAUCCGGUCAGAACCAGAGGUUGGCGCCAGUGACCGCCCCAGGAAUCCUCUCAUUGGUCCUCAACAUCAUGUGCUCUUCUCUGAACCUCAUCAGGGGAGUUCACCUCAUAGAGUACACCUUCCAGGAUGAUUAUGAAGGCAUCUGGAACGUGGUGGCGUUCCUGCUGGCGUUCCUGUGCUGUGUCGGUCAGUGUCACCUGUACCUGUUCCACUCUUCUCUGAAGAGGGUCAAGUCCCUGGUACUGCUGAGUGUGGUUGUGGUCUGUAACUGCUUUCUGUUUGGUCUGAGGAAUGUCUGGCAGCUGCUGUUUCACCUGGCUGUGGCUGUCCUCGUCACCCUCCUCACCCUCAACAGGAAACUACACGACAGAACCAAUGACUGCGGGGUCUGAGGGAGGGGGGAGCAUUUAGUGCGUAGCACCACCACAGUAGGCUACGUCCAGGCUGGUAGGGGAGGAGGAGGACCCACCCAGACAGACGUCUCCUAUCAUGUCCAGUGGGAUAUAACAUUGUUUUGUUUGUAUAAGGAUCAUUUGUUGCUUUAUUUCCAUGUUUAUUUGCACUCCGUUUACGUUGCGUCCCAGGCAGGUUUGAGGAGUAGUGGAGGUCGGGGGGGAUGUUGGAUGGUCCUCAAAUCGGCUUUUAGAAUGAUUUGAGCAAAUUACUUGAAUGAUAUGAAUUUGUAAUACUGUCUGGCUAUUAAAGGGCAUUCGUGUGAUGUUAGACUAUAGCCAGUCGGACAGUAGGUCUACAUUUGACGAGGUAAUUGAGAUUAGAUCGUCAGUGACGUAAAGAACACUCACUGUCCAAUCAGCCCACUGCUGUAGCUCAGUGAUAAUCAACUGUCUGAUUCUCCAGGGAGGGUCUAAAUACAGCUCGUCUCACGAGGAAAUGAACUGUGCUUUCAAUUUGCUUUGUUGCAUUCUUUCUCUUGUACACAAGGUAUAUUUUUUGCGUCUGUAGAAUUGACGAAUCAAAAUGUCUCACCAAAGUAUUUUCUGUUGUUAAUGCAGGAAGCUUGACAUAUCCCUCUAGUUUUACAACACCAGGUGUUAUUCCUCCUCACGGUGGUCAGUAUUGAGGAGUUAAUAUAUCUUUUUUAGAUCAUGGUUUUAUAGUUUACAGGGCUAAGUAAGGUAUUAUAUUAUUAGCAAUAUAAUGUAUCUAAGAAGGCUGUUGGUAAUACUAUGUUGCUUGGUAACAAUGUGGUUGUAGUUUAAUUGUUUUUCUUAUAUCUAAAACAUAUGGAAAUCAUACGUUAAAAUGAAUACAGAAACUUUUAUAUUGCGUAGUUAAAAUAGAUUUUGUAACACCGUAAUGAUGUAGUGACAGUGUAUGUUGCGUUUCGUAGUCCUAAAACGAUAGAUUAGAUCGAUUUGAUGCUUUUGGGGCUCCCGAGUGGCGCAGCUAGAGGCGUCACUACAGACCCUGGUUCGAUUCCAGGCUGUAUCACAACCGGCCGUGAUUGGGAGACCCAUAGUGCGGCGUGCAAUUGGCCCAGAGUUGUGAAGCUCUGUCCCCGGGGUAGGCCGUCAUUGUAAAUAAGAACUUGUUCUUAACUGACUUGCCAAGUUAAAUAAAUAAAUAUAUGUGAUUUGGGCGCCUUCCAAUCUGCGAUAUUUCUCAUGUCUAGUCUAAGGGCCCUAUUCAUAUUUUUACAGCUUGUAGUAAUCUGGUAAAAAAAGAAAUAUAAUUAAUUUCAGCAAAAUUUGAGCUGAAAAGACAUGAGUGGAAGAAACUAUUUACCGCUUUUUCUAUGAUUGAGAGACCGUUUUGAAUACAAAUUGUGAAUUGAAGAUUCAUACCCGCUCUACUGAAAUUCACACAGAGCCCACAAAUCUUGGUGAUCGAUGUGUAGAUAUGUGUUCCUCAAGCACCUGGUAAUAGAAUGUACAAUAGUUUUAGAUCCAAGACCAGUGAGUUGGCACUACGGUUGACUUGUUUAGUGUUAAUUACUGAAAUUAUCUUGUUGAGGGAACAAUGUGGGGGUUGCAGGAAGACCCCCCCAGGUUAAGCUGCUGCAACUGAUUUGACCAAUAUGUGGAAUUAAUUUUGUAUAAUUUUGAGUUUUGUUCUGUGUAUUGAUGGCUGCUUUAAUGUCAAGGAGUCAUUUUCCUUAAAUUGUCGAUUUGAAGUGGGGGAAAGAGUGUUAAUGUUUCGGUCUACAAGGGGUAACAUUCAGGCCUUUUCAAAGUGUCGGGUGUGUCUUUCAUAAUCACAAUGGACUAGAGAUACCUGUAUUAACACAUGGUUUACCUAUUGUGUGGUUUGUAUUUUCUAAAGUAAAAUAAACCACUGUCUGAAAGGUGCAGUAAUCUGAAUCAAA